UCAAUACCCGUGUUUUCUCAACUUGUUGAUGUUGAUCCUUUCUUUUGUCAUAUCUCGCUUAGGUCCGUUCUGUACUUGCAUCUUCUCCAAAGUCAAUCUUGUAGAUGGCACCAACGUUAGGACCAACAUUUGGACGCCUGUUAAUAUCUUUUGUAAUCGACCUCAUAUUCUAUGGUGUAUCAUUGGUCUUGGGUUUACUGUACUUUCAUCGUUUUAGUCAACGCGAUUCUCUGAAAACCAAAGCGGUGGCCUUUUUUCUUAUUCUCUUUUCGACUAUUCAAGUCAGCACAUUCAGCGCAUGGAUCUACAACAGUUUUGUCGACAAUUUCGGUGACCUAGAAAGCCUCAACCGUCUACCCUUAUCGACCAUUGUUCAACUACUUGCUGAUUACAUCGUUUCUUUCAUUGCUCAAGGGUUCUUUGUAUUCCAAAUCUGGACCUUUAGCCGAAAAAAUCUGUGGUACACUACCCCGGUGGCGGUACUGGCCCUAGUGAGCAUCAUCGCUGCAAUGAUACAAACAGUUUCAGUCGCUAUGCGAUCUACCGUCAGUGGUAUGGAUAACAGAACAGAUAAAAUCCUGGCCAUCCUGCAGACGAGUGCAGCUGCGGCAUGUGAUGUCCUGAUAACAAGCACUCUCUGCUUCCUCUUACAUAGCAACCGGUCAGGAGUUAAAGCAACGGAAACGAUAGUCGACUUGUUACUAGCCGUCAUCAUCAACCGGGGACUCGUGACAAGCAUCACAGCGGUAUUAUCUCUGAUUUUGUACCUUUCUCCGAGUCUCCAACACACUAUGACUUUUAUGAUUCCAAUGAAUGUGAAUUGCCAAUUCUACGUCAUAUCGGUUAUAGGAAGCUUGAACUAUCGGAAUCACAUACGCUCGUCAUCCAGUUCGAAAACGCAAGAUUUAUUGGACAAUACAGGGACCACCGAUAUCAUACCACUCAGGAAUAUAGGAUUGGGGCAUUCGGAUGAGGCCAAUAUACGCAUAACGAUGACUCCUCCCUUCGACGAUUACCAAGAACGUGAGGCCCAGGGGGAAAGAAAACAUGACAUAAAGCCGACAAUUAGAUAAUUUAAACCUAACUUCAACAUCAUGAAAGAGCGACUCGUCAACUCGGUUUUAUGGAAUUCAGUUACUCGUACUUGUCUUUACAAGAAUAUAUAUAGUUUUUAUACAGAGCGGAGAUAUAUAGGAACUUGGUUUCGACCCUGCUUGUCUCUGUCGCCCCGUACCCAUGGUUGUAAACUAGAA
Molecule: messenger RNA, 1253 nt
Organism: Desarmillaria tabescens
Lineage: Eukaryota; Fungi; Basidiomycota; Agaricomycetes; Agaricales; Physalacriaceae
Exons: 22
Coding region: 105-1073 (322 amino acids)
Source: RefSeq, a predicted model, not a curated record